GUCAUUUACAGAAAGAAGCGACAUCUCGAAAGCGAGCUCCUGACCAAACAAACAAACAGUACUAGUGCCUUGCAGAAGGAAGGCAUAAGCGACAACCUCACAUCGAUCAAGGAAACAACACCCCGCCUGGAUUUCAACCAUGGCCUCCCGCCGCCAACGCUCCGACUCCCUUGACGACGACGACUCCUUCAGCGACGAAGAUCUCGACUUCAUCAACUCUCAAGCCACAGACGACAGUAUCAGCAUGUCAUCUUCACAACAAGACCUCUCCUUCGCCAGCAGCAGGGGCAGCAAUGGCACGCCCAAGAACAAGAACAACACAGAUGUUGUUGACUUGACGGCUAGCAGCCCGACUACACCGAGCCAUCCUUUUUCCGGCAAACGGGAAGAGUUUAACCUUGGAGGGAUGACCAUCCACGGCCUCGGCCAGGACCACGCCUCCACACCCAUCCCCAAAUUCGGCCAGCCCACACAGCUAGUAUCCCAGUUCACGCCCGUCAACACCAGCAACAACACCAAGAAGGCUGCCAGCCGAAGCGGCGGAGGAAAUGAAAACAAACAUGCCUUGAACCCGUCUCCUCACGGCAACGGUGGUCUCGGCGCCAGCAGCCACGCCAUCGGCGGAUCCAAGUACAACAACCUCUUCAACGACCGGGGCAAGAACCGACCGGAAUUUCACAAGGACUUGUACAGAUCUAGCGGACCUCUCAAGGCCAAUGCCCCACCGGCGAAGCCGUCGUCGACGACGGAAAUCAAGAGGAACAGCAUGGGCAUGCAGCUGUUCAGCUCGUUGGAUGUGGAUCCGCCGGCACCGCCACCUUUGCAGCCGGGUAGGGGCACGGCUUCGAAAGGGGCUGCGGCGGCGUUUGGGGAGAAUGUGUUUUAUACUGAUCCCGACAAGGCGAAGGAGGAUCUGAAGGCGUUGUUGGAGGGUGGGUUGGAUGAUGAGGAGAGCGAGGAUGAAGGAGCUAAGGCGAAGACGAAGGGUGCCGUGUCAGAGUCAAAGAAGAAGGAGGAGUCGAUUGUUUCUUCUACUGGACAUCUAGCUGGCCUUGCUGUCCCUUUGCUGCCGCAUCAGGUUGAGGGUGUCAGAUGGAUGAUUAACCGCGAGCUUGGCCCUCUGAAGCGCGGCCGUGUUCCCAAGGGUGGACUCCUGGCAGAUGAUAUGGGUUUGGGCAAGACAUUGCAGUCCAUUUCCUUGAUCAUCGGCAACCGAAAACCCGCCUCGUCCUCGGCUCUGGGCUGGAAAGUCCACUUCAAGGACAUCAGCAAAGCCACACUCGUCGUUGCGCCACUGGCUCUCAUCCGACAAUGGGAGGCCGAACUGAAGGAUCGCGUCAUGCCCGACUUGAACAUCAAAGUAUGCGUUCAUCACGGCCCAAAGCGUUCUACAACUCCCUCCGAACUCACCAAAUAUGAUGUUGUCAUCACCACCUACCAAAUCCUCGUGUCAGAGCACGACAAGUCUCACCCUGACCCCAACAAGGGCGCGCAAGCAGGCUGCUUCGGCGUACACUGGUUCCGCGUCAUUCUAGACGAGGCGCAUAGCAUCAAAAACCGCAACACCAAAGCGGCCAAAGCAUGCUGUGCCUUGCGCUCCGAGUACCGCUGGUGUCUGACUGGCACGCCGAUGCAGAACAACCUCGACGAGCUACAAUCUCUCAUCCACUUCCUGCGCAUCGCGCCCUACGACAACCUAGCCGAGUGGCGAGCCCAGAUCGACGCGCCCAUGAAGCAAGGCAAGGGCCACAUCGCCAUCCAACGCCUCCACAGCAUUCUCCGCUGCUUCAUGAAGCGCCGCACCAAGGAAGUUCUCACCGAAAAGGGCGCCCUCGUGGCCGGCGGCAAGGAAGCCCUCGCCAAGGCCGAAGAGAAGGGCGAGAAGGCGCCCGAAGCCGCCUUCAAGGUCACGGAGCGCAAGGUCGUCACCAUCGAAACGGAGUUCAGCCCGGCCGAAAAGGCCUUCUACAAGGCCUUGGAGGAGCGAGCCGACCAGAGUCUCGAGAAGAUGAUGAAGGGCCGCACGGUCAACUACGCCAACGCGCUCGUGCUGUUGUUGCGGCUGAGGCAGGCUUGUAAUCACCCUAGGUUGGCGCAGACGAAGCUUGACAAGGACCGGGACGCGUUGUCGGUGGAUUCGGCGACUGCACCGACGCCUGCUGGUAAAAAGAAGAAGAACGCCUAUGAUUCGCAAAGUCAGACCAGUAGUGUGGAUGACUUGGCGGAUAUGAUGGGCGGCAUGGGGAUUCAGACUAGGCAAUGUGAUAUGUGUCUGGGGGAGAUGACUAAGAAGGAGAUUCAAGAGGGGCAGUUGAGAUGUAGAGGGUGCGAGGAUAGUUUGAGCCAGUUGUUGAAGGAGCAGCAGAGUACGCAGGAGAGUGUGGAGAGUAAGGGGAGCAAGAAGCAUAAGAAGAAGAAGAAGAAGGUGAGUGUGGUUAAGGAGAAGGUGAAGGUUGAGAGGAAGACUAGAGGGAGGGGAAGGAAGGUUGUGGUGGAUAGUGAUGAUGAGGAAGAGGAAGAGGAGGAUGAGGAGGAGACGCCCAAGAAGGGCAAGAAAUCUCGCGAUAACAGGAAGCGGGUUGUCGAUAGUGACGACGAAGAGGAUGAAGGCACCUGGCUGGUGGGAGAGUCACAGAGAAGCACACUUGACCUUGGUGUUGCCGGUGGCACAGACGACGAGAACGCCGAGGGCACCGGCGAGGACAUCGACUCCAACGAAGAGAUCUCCGAAGACUCAGAGGACCCAGAACAAGACAGCUUCGUCGUCAAAGAUAGUGACGAUGACGACGAUGACGACGACGAGAGCGUCGACGAGGACUCGAUAGUCGGCUCCGGCGACGAAGACGAUACGUUCGCCUCCGUCUCCAAGCUCAGCUCGCAAGUCCUCAAGCAAUCCGAAUCCGAAGAAUCAGAGACCGCCACCUCCUCCGAAGAAGAAUCCGAUAUCUCGGAAUCAGAACUCGACGACUCCUCCGAGACAGACUCCGAAGCCGAAUACGGCAUCAAGAAGCGCACCCCCAAAGCCCCGGUACAAAUCUCCUCCAAGAUCCACGAGCUCAUCGCCAUCCUCCGCCGCGAAGCCCCCACCCACAAGUUCAUCGUCUUCUCCCAGUUCACCUCGAUGCUCGACCUCGUCGAGCCCUUUUUGAGGCAUCACCUGCCGGACAUCAAGCACGUCCGGUACGACGGCAAGAUGCCCAACGACGCGCGCGAGGCCUCGCUGCACUCGCUCCGCAAGGACCCGCGCACCCGCGUCCUGCUGUGCUCGCUCAAGUGCGGAUCUUUGGGGCUGAACCUGACUGCCGCGACAAGGGUGAUCAUUGUCGAACCCUUCUGGAACCCCUUUGUUGAGGAGCAGGCUAUUGAUCGCGUGCACCGUUUGACGCAGACGGUUGAUGUGGUGGUGUAUAAGUUGACGGUGAGGGGAACGGUGGAGGCGAGGAUCCUGGAGUUGCAAGACAAAAAAAGGUUGUUGGCGCAGGCGGCGGUCGAAGGGUCGACGGAGAGAGGGAAGAAGAAGGGCCAGGGAUUGAAACUCGGGCUGCAGGAGAUUUUGGAUCUGUUCAGGCAUGAUGGUAGUAGGGCUGUCAAUGGUGCUAACGGCGGGUCUGGGUCCCACGUUGUUGAGGAGAAUGAGUUCGCUGCGGGUAGCAGGACUCCGGCUAGGAGGAGUGCUGCUGGUGCGGCGGCUAAGUCUAAUACGGGGGCGAGGAGGGAGCAUGAGGUUUUUGGGCGGAGGUGGUGAGUGGACAGGAGCGAGCACGCCGUGGUAUAAAUUGGGCUUUUUAGCUUCCUUGCUUGAUGUUAUGAGCUUAUGAUGAGAUAUUAUGAUACAUGAUAAAUGGCUGGGACUCGGUAUACUUGGUUUGGAACUUGUCUGGGUAUAGGUACAGGAUGUUAUGAUGUUAUGUUUAUGAACGACCUUGGUUGAAAGUGUCAUUUCUGUGUGGGAUAACAAACAAUGAAGAUGGAACGACCU
Messenger RNA from Neurospora tetraspora, 3979 nucleotides. RefSeq names its product SNF2 family N-terminal domain-containing protein. Gene Ontology annotation, molecular function: ATP-dependent chromatin remodeler activity; ATP binding. Bases 140 to 3745 code for a protein of 1201 amino acids. The transcript has 3 exons. The record is from RefSeq and is a predicted model, not a curated record. Lineage: Eukaryota; Fungi; Ascomycota; Sordariomycetes; Sordariales; Sordariaceae. Gene Ontology annotation, biological process: DNA repair. Gene Ontology annotation, cellular component: nucleus.